Messenger RNA from Manihot esculenta (cassava), 3619 nucleotides. Its product is annotated as respiratory burst oxidase homolog protein A. Lineage: Eukaryota; Viridiplantae; Streptophyta; Magnoliopsida; Malpighiales; Euphorbiaceae. The coding region runs from base 46 to 2880 and encodes 944 amino acids. Gene Ontology annotation, molecular function: NAD(P)H oxidase H2O2-forming activity; peroxidase activity; calcium ion binding. The transcript is spliced from 14 exons. Gene Ontology annotation, cellular component: plasma membrane. The record is from RefSeq and is a predicted model, not a curated record.
ACAUACAUAUCAAACACAUAACUGGCAGCGAUCGGACAUAUUUCAAUGAGGGGUUCACCGAAACAUGAGCGCCGUUGGGCCUCCGACACCGUUCCCGGAAAGCCAACUGUCAGCACAGGAACCUCUCCCGGUACCGACUCCAAUCCUGCUGAAGAGUAUGUUGAAGUCACACUUGAUUUACAGGAUGAUAACACUAUUGUCCUCCGGAGUGUCGAGCCGGCCACGUUUAUUAACAUCGAAGAUGGAACUGGAGCAGAAACUCCGGUAUCUGUGUCUGCAUCAGAGACGAGAUCGCCAACGAUUAGGCGGAGUUCGUCGAAUAAAAUUCUGCAUUUCUCACAAGAGUUGAAGGCAGAAGCUGUGGCCAAAGCGAGGCAGUUCUCACAAGAAUUGAAAGCCGAGCUAAGGAGGUUUUCUUGGAGCCAUGGACACGCGGCGAAGGUGUUGUCGGCUUCGCCGUGUAAUGACGGAGGUGGAGGUGGAUUUGAAUCUGCUUUGGCGGCUCGAGCUUUGAGAAAGCAGCGAGCACAGCUAGACCGGACUCGUUCCAGCGCUCAAAAAGCGCUGCGUGGAUUGAGGUUUAUAAGUAACAGUGAAACCAACGGUGUAGAUGCAUGGAAUGAAGUUCAAAGCAAUUACGAGAAGCUUGCUAAGGAUGGUUAUCUUUAUCGUGCCGAUUUUGCUCAAUGCAUAGGGAUGAGAGAUUCGAAGGAGUUUGCUCUUGAACUGUUCGAUGCAUUGGGUAGGAGACGGAGGUUGAAAGUGAACAAGAUAAGCAGAGACGAGUUAUACGAGUUUUGGUCGCAAAUCACCGAUCAAAGCUUCGAUUCUCGUCUCCAGAUCUUCUUUGACAUGGUGGACAAGAAUGAAGAUGGAAGAAUUACUGAAGAAGAAGUAAAAGAGAUUAUCAUGCUCAGUGCAUCUGCAAACAAGUUGUCCCGAUUAAAGGAACAAGCAGAGGAGUACGCUGCUUUGAUCAUGGAAGAGUUGGACCCUGAAAGACUUGGCUACAUUGAGAUAUGGCAACUGGAGACGCUUCUUCUCCAAAAGGACACGUAUCUAAGCUAUAGUCAAGCGCUAAGCUACACCAGCCAGGCUUUGAGCCAAAACUUGCAAGGACUGAGAAAAAGAGGACCAAUAAGGAGGUUGAGCACACGGUUAAUCUACUUUGUCCAAGAGAAUUGGAGGAGAAUUUGGGUUUUGGCAUUAUGGGCCUUGAUAAUGAUCGGCUUAUUCACAUGGAAAUUCCUUCAGUACAAGCAAAAAAAUGCUUUCAAAGUCAUGGGUUAUUGUCUUCCAACAGCUAAAGGUGCAGCAGAGACUUUGAAGCUCAACAUGGCUCUCAUUCUCUUGCCCAUGUGUAGGAAUACCAUCACCUGGCUCAGGUCAACAAGAUUGGGUUAUUCCGUUCCCUUUGACGAUAACGUCAAUUUUCACAAGACUAUUGCGGCUGCAAUUGUAAUUGGUGUCAUUCUCCAUGCUGGAAAUCACCUUGCUUGUGAUUUUCCGAGGCUGAUCAAUUCUUCUGAUGAAGUAUAUCGGAAGUAUUUAAGGGAUGACUUUGGAGGACAGAAACCUACAUAUGCUGAAUUGGCUAGAGGGGCUGAAGGUGUAACUGGAAUAGUAAUGGUUGUCCUAAUGGCAAUUGCGUUUACACUUGCAACACGGUGGUUCAGGCGGAGCCUCGUUAAGUUUCCAAAACCCUUCGAUAGGCUUACUGGUUUCAAUGCAUUCUGGUAUUCACACCACCUAUUUGUGCUCGUCUACAUCCUGCUAAUCAUCCAUGGUGUAUUCCUUUAUCUAGUGCACAAAUGGUACCUAAAGACGACAUGGAUGUAUCUUUCUGUUCCAGUUUUACUAUAUGCCGGAGAAAGAGCCCUGAGAUAUUUUCGUUCUCGCUCCUAUACCGUCCAGCUUCGGAAGGUUGCAAUUUAUCCCGGUAAUGUCCUCACAUUGCAAAUGUCAAAGCCUUCUCAGUUUCGGUACAAGAGUGGACAAUACAUGUUCGUCCAGUGCCCUGCUGUUUCUCCAUUUGAGUGGCAUCCAUUUUCCAUUACCUCCGCUCCUGGUGAUGACUACCUUAGUGUUCACAUUCGCCAGCUAGGUGAUUGGACUCAAGAACUUAAAAGGGUAUUCUCCGAGGCCUGUGAACGUCCUGUAGCUGGGAAAAGUGGGCUUCUCAGGGCUGAUGAAACAACAAAAAAAAGUUUGCCAAAGCUCUUAAUAGAUGGCCCUUACGGCGCCCCAGCACAAGACUACAGGAAAUAUGAUGUGCUGUUACUGGUUGGUCUUGGAAUUGGAGCAACACCUUUCAUCAGCAUUCUAAAAGAUUUGCUUAAUAACAUUGUCAAAACGGAGCAGGAAGAUUUGGAAUCAGACAUCAGUAGGACAUCCAAUUUUAGUGCCGGAAGUAAUGAUGCUUCGACUCACAACAGAACUUCUCCGAAACUAAAAAAAAUUCUGAGGACCACUAAUGCUUAUUUCUAUUGGGUAACCAGGGAACAAGGUUCCUUUGAUUGGUUCAAAGGGGUGAUGAAUGAAGUCGCCGACCUUGAUCAAAUGGGUGUGAUUGAAAUGCACAAUUACUUGACUAGUGUUUACGAAGAAGGUGACGCGCGUUCAGCACUUAUUACCAUGGUCCAAGCUCUAAACCAUGCAAAGAACGGCGUGGACAUUGUUUCUGGCACUAGGGUGCGAACCCAUUUUGCAAGGCCUAAUUGGAAGAAGGUUCUCUCUAAAUUAUGUUCCAAGCACUGUAAUGCAAGGAUAGGAGUUUUUUACUGCGGUGCACCUGUCUUGGCUAAAGAACUCAGCAAGCUCUGCUACGAGUUCAAUCAAAAAGGUUCCACCAAGUUUGAGUUCCACAAAGAGCAUUUCUAAAUUCUAAUGAGACAACUGGAUGCAUAAAUAGCUAAAUAACUAUCGUUUACAACUCCUUCCCUCAGCUCCAAAUACCUCCACCUGCACAAUAAGAAUUUCUGAAGCAUUGUACAGUCUUGGGUGGAAAAGUAAGAAAGGGAAGCAAAAAUUAGAUAUACAGAUAUACAUAAAUACGUAUUCAAUACUCCAAGUGUAUAGCACAUCAAGCACAGCCAAGAAAAUCAUUGUGGCUGAUGAAACGGCUUGAGGUUUCGAUGAUAACCCAUUACUAGCUUAGUGGGUAGUGGAAGAACUGAAGUGAUUGCAGGGGAGCAGAGUGUGUUACAGCUACAAUUGAAAGACACAUAAUAUAUAAGGACAUGCCCAUGCAUAUUAUUGGUGGACAUGCAUAAGUGGAUGGAAGAAGACAGUUAUGAGAGGAAAGAUUUCGAGGUAGGUCUCUGUGCUCUGGAAUCUGAACCUGGACUGGGGAUUAAUUGGAUGGCUAUCUAUCCUUCGAAUAUUUCCUUGGAAGACUUGAGCAAAGCCUCAUCGGAUGUGAAUGCUGGCACCAGUUAAAUCCACUCGCAAUUACCUCUAGUUACUCGACUAGAAUAAGCAAAUUAUGUAAAUAAAAUAAUAUAGUUCAGUACUAAUUUUUACCCCAUUCUUGGUCCGAUUCAGGAAGAUGUCCGUGAGAGCUGUAAGUUUAGCAAGCAAUUAAUUUUGCGUACAUACAUCUGAUACUUUUUUUCUGAAA